Molecule: messenger RNA, 706 nt
Organism: Paramecium pentaurelia
Lineage: Eukaryota; Ciliophora; Oligohymenophorea; Peniculida; Parameciidae
Source: the annotation of a GenBank genome assembly
AUGUCCAAAAGAUUAACGAUUUCCAAAUUUAAUCCAUUUAAUACAAAUGAAAACCCUGAAUUAGAUCGAGUUGAAACUUAUAAGACUUUUUAUAAGAAGAGAUUUAGAAAGCUAUAAGCAGAUGAGAGUCCUAAUUAAAAAAUUAUUCCUUAAAGUAUCCUUUUAAAACCAGGAUAAAUUCCAUUUAAAAGAUCCUUUCAAAAACCAAAAGAAGAUCUCAUAGAUGUUAAAAAAUUGUAAUUGUAUUUAUUAAGAAUUAGUUAGAUAUGUGAAUUAUGGAGUUAUAAGUAUAAUCAUGUAGUACAGAAGGUUUCCAAACUCAAUAAUGUGAGUGAAAUCUUGGAAAUUUAGAAAUAACAAUAAAGAAAAUCAUAAAAAUAUAAAACUUAAAACUCGUAAAUAUAUAUUUCAUUCUUAUUAGAUCUGAUUAAAUUCCUUAUAAUUAGAUUGCACUUUCUGAUAAAACCAAACUUAAAACUGCAAUGUCAGAUUAUACUUUGCCCAAAAUAGAAUAAUUAUCUUCCUUUUAAAAGUAAGAAAAACUAAGCUUUUAAUUUUAAGUACUUUAUCCCCAGAGAAAAUUUUGACUAGUUCUUAAACUCAAAAAAAUAACUCUAUAUCUGACUUCAAAGGCAAACUCAGAGAAUUAAUUGAAAUAUGUGACAAUGCGUAAUUAUUUAGUCCAAACAAGUUUAGUAAGAUAUGA